Messenger RNA from Eriocheir sinensis (Chinese mitten crab), 3448 nucleotides. RefSeq names its product intraflagellar transport protein 81 homolog. The record is from RefSeq and is a predicted model, not a curated record. The transcript has 15 exons. Gene Ontology annotation, biological process: cilium assembly; intraciliary transport. NCBI's taxonomy places the organism in Eukaryota, Metazoa, Arthropoda, Malacostraca, Decapoda, Varunidae. Gene Ontology annotation, molecular function: tubulin binding. Bases 163 to 2202 code for a protein of 679 amino acids. Gene Ontology annotation, cellular component: cilium; intraciliary transport particle B; centrosome.
GGGGCUGCUGACACUGCUGCAUCUGGGGGCCUGACAGCUUGCCUCAGAAGGUUGUCUGGUCUGGUCUCGUCUCCCACAUUGUCCCUGGAAACAAGAAAACGUCAUGUCAGUUAUGGAUACAGUUGAUUGAUUCCUCUUCAUGGUGUGUAAAAAGCCGGCAGCAUGAGUGAGGAGAUCAAGUUCAUCGUCAGUGAGCUCAACAAGCCUCCGUACACCAGGAACUACAACCUCAUCUCCUUUGACGCACUUAACGCGGAGUCCUUACUACAGGUUCUCAAUGAUGUGUUUGCGGAGAUUGAUCCCAAGAACCGCCUGGACAUCCGCGAGGAGGAGCCGGAGCAGAUGGCUGUCCGGAUGCUGGGGAUGCUGCGGAUCUUGAAGUACAAGCCGCCGGAUGAAGCCAUGAACAACUUUCGCCAGGGUCUUGUUUCUGGGGACAAGCACGUCAUCUACCCCAUCCUGGCCUGGCUGCUGGAGCGCAUGGACGAACUGAGGAAGAGAGCGUACCUUGCCAAAUACCUCGUAAAGCUUGACGUGCCUGCCGAGAUCCUGGGAGACGCUGAUGUGGCUGAUAUACACUCUAAGUACGAGGAGCUCAUUGACCAGUUCAAGAAUGUACACCGCGAACACGAGGCCUUGCGGACCAGCGGCUUCUCCACGGUGGAGCUGCGACGCGACAUCACCGCCAUGGAGGAGGAACGGGACCUGGUGAUGCGGAGGAUUGAGAGGAUGAAGCAGAAGAUUGACGGGACCCCAAACAGCGAGGGGAUGCUGUCUUCGGCUCGUGGGCUACGUCAGGAGAGGGAGAAGUCCAAGGAGAUGGUGCAGCAGAAGGCUAACCUGCAGUCUGCCACCCAGCUGGCGGAGCAGAGGAUAUCAAGGCUCCAGGCACAGCUUAAGGACCUGCGCAAGGCUGGCAUGGGCACCACUCCUGAGGGCCUACUUCAGCGCCUUGAGGAGGACAUGAAUGUGAACAGCUACAUCGUGAAGGAGAAGCUGCCCAAGGAGAUCCUGGCCCGGCGGCGGCUGGUGGAGACACUGCAGCGAGUGGCCGCCCAGCCCGCCAUGGGACAGAACGAACUGGAGGCCGUCAACAAGCAGAUCCAAGCACUGAACAGUGAAAUCAACAACUUAAACGAGUUGCGAAUGAAGGAGGUGGAGGAGGACGAGAGCCCUGAAAGCAAGGUUGGGAAGCUGUCGUUUUUCCGCCAGAAUGCCGCCAUCAUCAUUCGCAAGAAGGAUCAGACGGCUGAGAGGCUGAAUGAGCUACGCGGGGAGCUGACAAACUACCAGGAGGACAUGAAGGACAAGCAGGAGCAGCUGAAACAGUUCUCCGGCGAGCAGGUUCUUCGCGGCGAGGAGUUCAAGCGCUACGUCAACAAGCUGCGCGGCAAGAGUUCCAUCUACAAGAUCAAGCGUGCCGAGUUGAGUGACCUGCGGGCCGAGUUUGGGAUCCUGAGCCGCACGGAGGAGAUUCUCAAGGCCAAGGACGCCCAGCUGCUAGAACAACUGAACACCCUGGAGGCCAAGAUGGGUGUGUCCGGCUUCCACGAGACCCAGGAGACCAUGGAGGAAGUCUCGUCCAUGAAGGCCAAGGUGGAUGAGCGCAAGGGGGAGACCCUGGAGGAGAUGUCCGGCAUGGUGAUGCAGCUCAACCACAAGAUUGCCGAGCGGAAGGCACAUCUGGCACCCAUUAUUAAGGAGCUGCGUCCUCUGCGGCAGAAGAUGCAGGACCUGACUGUGGACUACAAUGAGAAGAAGCACUCCUAUGACUCAGUGGCGGCCGGCCUGGACUCCAACAUGGCCAAGAUGGAGCAGGAGGUGAAGAGCCUUCGUGAUGAGCUGAUCAAAUCCGAGACCAAGUUCCGCCUGCAGACUGCCGAGAAGGAGACCCUGAGCUUCAAGCAACAGCAGGCCAGUGAGGAGAUCAAGCUGUACCUCUCAAAUGACCCCCAGGACAAGAAGAAGUCCCUGAGGGAGCAGCUCAUGACCAACAUCAGCGAGCAGGAGCGACUGGGGCGGCUGCUGAGGGAGGAACAGAAGGCAGCAAAGGACCUGGUGCAGACCUCGGCCAAACAGAUGGGACUAUGGAGGGACGUUGUCAAGCUCAUAGAGGUGAAGAAGAGCUGCUUGGAGGCUGCCCGGAGUGGUGCUGGCAUAGUGACUCGCAGCAGUGGAGGGGAGGCCAUGGUGCUCAUCUAAGAGGUGCUGACCCUCCCCCUUCUUCAAUGCCCUUCUAUCCAUCUUACUGUCACUGGAGCUGCAUUGACUAGUUGACUGAUGCUGAUGGAAAAAUAAGAAGAUGGUGUUGAUUUAUGAGGCUGACUAGGUCCCCUCUUUAUAAUACUUCUGUCUGGCUUUCGUCUCUUUCACUGGUAGACUCUAGAGCAGCCUUUCCACUAACUGGCUGACUGAUGCUGAUGGGAAAAUAAGGAUGGUGUUGAUUUAUGAGGCUGACUAGGUCCCCUCUUUAUAAUACUACUGUCUGGCUUUCGUCUCUUUCGCUGGUAGACUCUAGAGCAGCCUUUCCACUAACUGGCUGACUGAUACUGAUGGGAAAAUAAGGAUGGUGUUGAUUUAUGAGGCUGACUAGGUCCCCUCUUUAUAAUACUUUUGUCUGGCUUUCGUCUCUUUCACUGGUAGACUUUGGAGCAGCCUUUCCCUGACUGGCUGACUGAUGCUGAUGGAAAAAUAAGAAGAUGGUGUUGAUUUAUGAGGCUGACUAGGUCCCCUCUUUAUAAUACUACUGUCUGGGUUUCGUCUCUUUCACUGGUAGACUCUGGGGCAGCCUUUCCCUGACUGGCUGACUGAUGCUGGAAAAAAUAAGAACAAAGUAAGAGAAAACACUACAACUUGAGAAUAUGACACUAAACAUUCCAAGCUGUACCUAUGUCAUGUUUGCACCGAGCACUUGAUAGCUGUACCUGAGCCCAGUAUAGUGUCUUGACCUCUGUAAUGUACCUCUGACAGGGGACCAAACUAAUUAUUUUUCCUGUUCUUUCUUUUUCUUCUCUUUUCUUCUUCCUUUUUCCUUAUUUCCACUUUUUUUCUUCCUCUUUGCUUUUUCUGUCCUUUUUCUUCUUUCCUUUCUUUUUUUCUCUUCCUUUUUCUUCUCUCUAUAUAUCUUUAGAGCUAACACUAAUAUUUCUUCCCUUUUCUUCUUUCUUUUCCUUUAUCUCCACUUUUCUCUUCCUCUUUGCUUUUUCUGUCCUUUUUAAUUCCUUUCUUCUUUUCCUUUAUCUCCACAUUUUUCUUCCUCUUUGCUUUUUCUGUCCUUUUAAUUCCUUUCUUCUUUUCCUUUUUUCUUCUGUAUAUACAUCUUCCAAGCUAACACUAAUAUCUGUAUGUGACACCUAUACAGUCCUGCCCUGUGAUGUACCUCUGCCAGGGGACCAAACUGUUACAUGUAGAAUUGUUAUGAUAGAUGGUGAAUAAAAAGGUUAUCUUA